Molecule: messenger RNA, 1857 nt
Organism: Arachis duranensis
Lineage: Eukaryota; Viridiplantae; Streptophyta; Magnoliopsida; Fabales; Fabaceae
Product: disease resistance protein RUN1-like
Exons: 4
Coding region: 1-1857 (618 amino acids)
Biological process (GO): signal transduction; defense response
Molecular function (GO): ADP binding
Source: RefSeq, a predicted model, not a curated record
AUGGAGAAUUACGACGUGAAGUUUCUCUGCAGCUAUGGCGGCGAGAUCCACCACCUCCCCAACGACAAGAAGAUGUCAUACGACGGCGGCCACAACAAGCUCUACUACGUUAACCGUGGAAUCGACUUCACCGCCAUGCUCGCGGAACUCUCCGCUCUCUUUGACGCCGCCGGUGACAUCCACUUCAAAAAUUCCCCUAAAAUCGCUCGGAUGAGAUUAUUCAUCUUCCCUGGUAACGGUCCUGAUUCUGCGUCCACCCAACCUUUCCCAGCUAAACUAAAAUCCAAAGUCAACGGUGGUACUGUUUUUCCUCUACAAAUUACACGGGUGAAGUUCCAAGAUCUCCCACCGGUUAACAAUUUUAAUACCUCAGACCGGGUGUUGGAUUUGGAUCCAAAAGUGAAUCAACCGGUCGAAGAUUCCGGUUCUUCCCGUUUGAAUAGUCCGUUACCUGCUUUACAAUAUGAUGAUUUCAUUAGCUUCAGAGGUGAGGAUACAUGCGCAAGCUUCACUUCCCAUCUUUUCAAAGCCAUGUCCCGAAAGCAGAUAGUUACAUACACUGAUGACUUGCUUCACGAAAGAGAUUCGAUCACGUUCUUCCUCCUCAGAGCAAUUGAAGAGUCUUGCCUUUUGCUUGUUGUAUUCUCAGGGAACUACGCAUCCUCAAAGUGGUGCUUGCAAGAACUGGUUAAAAUAAUGGAGUGCAAGAAAGAAUUUGGACGGCUUGUUAUACCUGUCUUCUACAACGUUGAUCCAUCACAUGUAAGGUAUCAGCUAGGAAGUUACAGUGAAACGUUUAAAAAACACUGGCAGAAUAACAAGAAGGCGGAGGUAGAAUCACUAUUAAGUGAAUCUGUUGAAGUCAGAAUAAUUGGAAUUUGUGGCAUAGGGAGUAUAGGAAAAACAACUCUAGCAAGACUUAUAUUUGAGAAAUAUUCUUAUACGUUUGAAGGCUCCUGCUUCUUAGAAAAUGUACGGGAAAGAUCAAGAAACUAUGGACUAACUGAGUUACGUCGUCGACUUUAUUUGGAGCUCUUACAAGGAAAAUUUUGGCAAAAUAACACAGGAAAAUCCACUUUUGUUGAGGACAGGGUAAGCAAACAAAGAAAUUUCAUAGUUCUUGAUGACGUGAGUAGUUUAGAGCAAUUAGAUUACCUGGUUCAGAAGCUUCAAUGGUGUGGUGCAGGUAGUAAGAUCAUUAUCACAGCUAGAGACAAAAAUGUACUGGUUCCAACAGUUGAAACAAUGUAUGAGAUGAAGAUAUUAGAUUCUCAUGAAUCAUUUAAACUGUUUAGUUUGAAUGCAUUCAAUGAAGACUAUCCACAAAUUGGAUACGAGGAGCUAUCAUGGAAAGCGGUUGGCUGUUGCAAAGGCAUCCCACUAGCCUUAAUAGCAUUGGGUUCUUUUCUUCAUUCAAAGAGUAAAACUGAAUGGUAUAGUGCAUUGCAAAAGCUUGAGAAGACACCAGAUCCAGAAAUUCAGAAUAUUUUAAGAUUGAGUUAUGAUGGAUUAUAUGAAGAGGCAAAACAAAUUUUUCUAGACAUCGCAUGUUUUUUUAAGAGAGAGCUUGUAGAAUACGUAGUUAAUCUGUUAGACAGUUAUGGCUUGUAUGCAGCUAUUGGCAUGAGAUCCCUUCUUGAUAGAGCUUUAAUAGCUAUAUCUCAUAAUUGUGUGCGGAUGCAUGACUUGAUCCAAGAAUUAGGUUGGGAUAUCGUUUGUCAACAAUCUAGUGGAAAUCCUGAAAAUCGUAGCCACUUGUGGGAUUCUAAUGAUAUUCAGGAUGUUUUGGGAAACAACAAAGGAACUGAUUCUAUUGAAAGCAUAGUGUUUGAUAUGUCUCAAAUAGCAGAUCUAUAG